AUGGCGUACUAUCGAUUCGUUGCAACCGCUCUACUCCUUCGGCAAUGUCAGCGGUGGCACAAGAUGCAGUCGCGGCAACAGCAACACAGCCAGCCUGCUUGUCCGUCGUCCUUCCUCAGCACCUACCGCGAACAGGCAGGGCAGGGGUGUCGCUGGUGCAGGAUAGAGCCGCCGAUGACACUCAUCGGUUGCCUCCUUGCCGUCGCCGCUGAUUCUGAUGGAGAGGGUUCAGCGGCAGCCUCCAAUGAAACCCUGGCCACCGUCUUCACCCAGAUUUGGCUGGCACAAACAAACAUAGGCCUUCAGUUGCAAAGAUGUUUACUGAAUGAGAAAAACUUAAUUCAAGAUGAGUAUGGCAAUUGCACUGAUAAGACAAGGAAUAUUUUCUGCAAAGUGGUUCUUAACUCUGCUAUGCCUGCUGCCGAUGCCAAAUUGAGACAAAAAAGUGACUUGAAUGAGCCAGUAUAUGACACGCACGGCGAGACUUAUUCUCAGAUGACGUCAAGUGCAACGAGGGCUGGAAAGGCACGGGGAUAUUUCGGACUGUGGUGUAUCCAAAAGGGCACCGUGGAUUGA
Miscanthus lutarioriparius is the source of this 576-nucleotide messenger RNA. Lineage: Eukaryota; Viridiplantae; Streptophyta; Magnoliopsida; Poales; Poaceae. The record is from the annotation of a GenBank genome assembly.